AUUCUGCAAUUCAUUCAUUUUAUUACGAUGUUUUGUUCUGGAACAAAAGGAAGAAGUAUCUUCCAACAAUAAUUCAAACUUAGCCGCCUGAGGCUGCGCUGUUCUUUCCCAUUCAUUUAGCAUAGCCGCCUCAAAUCCUUUAAAAAGAAGAUUUGCUUUCCUUACAAAGUAUACACCUUGAUACAACACACACCUGUAUCAUCUUCAAUCUCCCAUCUCCCAUAUAACGAUUUGUAUCUUUACAGACUACACCAUCUACAAGAUACAUUUUCUCUCUCUUCCCCAUAAAUAUCACACUGUUCUUCGACUUUCAUCAAAAAACCCCACCAGGUUUUUAAUUACUUCAGGGGAGUUCAUACAAAAUUUGGAUUCUUGGCCAAAAAUUUGGGGGUUUUGAUUAGCGUUUUCAGUAACAAUGGAUGGAAGUGACAUAUACAAAGCGGCAAAUAGUAUAAGGUUAGGGAGUUUAAGAGCAGGGAGUACACGAGUACCAAGUUUAAGAUCUGGAAGUACUUCAGUAUGGAGGAAUUCCGGCAUGGAUGUUUUCUCGAAAUCUUCCCGCGAAGACGACGAUGAAGAAGCUCUUAAAUGGGCUUCUCUUGAAAAGCUACCAACUUUCGAUCGUUUAAAGAAAGGUUUACUUUUCGGAUCAACUGGACCAUCUAACGAAGUUGAUAUCGACAAUCUUGGAGUAGAAGAUCGAAAACAUUUACUCGAUAGGCUUGUCAAAACUGCCGAUGAAGAUAAUGAGAACUUCUUGUUGAAGCUCAGGGCCAGACUCGACAGAGUUGGGAUUGAUUUGCCGACAAUCGAAGUUAGAUAUGAACAUGUCACUGUCGAAGCAGAUGUUAACACUGGUAGUCGAGCUUUACCUAGUUUCAUUAACUUCCAUAUUGACUUUUUCGAGGGGUUAUUGGCUAGAUUCAAUCUACUUCCGAAUUCAAAGAAACAUAUAACUAUUCUCGAUGAUGUUAGUGGUUGCAUUAAAUCUAGCAGAAUGACAUUACUUUUGGGUCCACCGAGUUCUGGGAAGACGACCCUCUUGCUAGCUUUGGCUGGGACACUCGACAAAUCGCUUAAGAGUUCUGGUAAGGUGACUUACAAUGGGCACGAGUUGCAUGAAUUUGUACCCGAAAGAACUUCAGCUUACAUCAGUCAAAAUGAUGUCCACAUUGGAGAAAUGACUGUGAGAGAAACUUUAGCUUUUUCAGCAAGAUGCCAAGGAGUUGGUUCACGUUAUGAGAUGUUGGCUGAAUUGUCGAGAAGAGAGCGAGAUGCAAACAUAAAACCUGAUCCCGAUAUUGAUGUCUUCAUGAAGGCUGCUGCUACUGAAGGUCAAGAAGCUAGUGUAGUAACCGAUUAUACUCUGAAGCUAUUGGGAUUGGACAUCUGUGCAGAUACCAUGGUAGGGGAUCAAAUGAUCAGGGGUAUAUCCGGUGGACAAAAGAAACGUGUAACAACUGGUGAAAUGAUUGUUGGACCAAAUAAGGUUCUUCUCAUGGACGAAAUUUCAACAGGGCUUGAUAGUUCCACUACUUACCAAAUCGUGAAUUCACUUAAACAAUUUCUUCACAUUCUAGAAGGAACAGCCGUCAUUUCACUUCUUCAACCCGCUCCAGAAACAUACGACUUGUUUGAUGACAUCAUACUUUUGACUGAUGGCAAGAUUGUAUACCAAGGUCCACGUGAAAACGUUCUUGAAUUUUUCGAAUCAAUGGGUUUCAAAUGCCCAACAAGAAAAGGUGUCGCUGACUUCUUACAAGAAGUGACAUCGAAGAAAGAUCAACAACAGUAUUGGAUGCGAAGAGAUGAACCUUAUAGAUUUGUAACAGCUAAGGAAUUUGCAGAGGCGUAUCAAUCGUUUCAUGUUGGAAGGAAAUUGGGAGAUGCUUUGGCGACUCCGUAUGAUAAAAGUAAAAGUCAUCCUGCUGCUCUUACGAAUGAAAAAUAUGGUUUGAACAGGAAGGAGCUUUUGAAAGCUUGCACAGAUAGAGAAAUCUUGUUGAUGAAAAGAAACUCUUUUGUCUAUAUCUUCAAAUUGUUCCAACUUACAUUCAUGUCAUUAGUGACUUUGACUGUGUUUUUCCGAACUGAGAUGCAUAGAAAUACUUUAGAAGAUGGAGGAUUGUAUACCGGUGCUCUGUUUUUUGGUGUGGUUAUGAUUAUGUUUAAUGGGAUGUCUGAAAUUUCAAUGACAAUCGCAAAACUUCCUGUGUUCUACAAGCAACGGGAUUUCCUGUUUUACCCCUCGUGGGCUUAUGCUCUUCCAUCUUGGGUCAUCAAGAUUCCCGUUUCAUUUCUUGAAGCUGCUGUUUGGACAAUUCUCACUUACUAUGUCGUGGGGUUCGAUCCUAACAUCUCAAGAUUCUUCAAACAGUAUGUGAUUCUACUACUUGUUAACCAAAUGUCUUCUGGAUUAUUUCGGUUCAUUGGGGCUCUUGGAAGAAACAUGAUUGUUGCAAACACGUUUGGUUCAUUUGCACUUCUGUUAGUGUUUGCUUUGGGUGGUUUUGUCCUUUCACGAGAUGAUGUGAAGAAAUGGUGGGUAUGGGGGUAUUGGUCAUCUCCUAUGAUGUAUGCAAUGAACGGAAUUGUAGUGAACGAGUUUUUAGGACAUGGUUGGAGAACACCUUUGAAUGGGACAACACUAGGGAAAAUGGUCAUCACGGGUAGAGGGUUUUAUGCAGAAGCUUACUGGUAUUGGAUUGCAGUUGUAGCCUUGAUUGGAUUUGUUCUUGUUUUCAACAUCAUGUUCGGUUUAUCUCUAGCCUUGCUCAAACCUUUUGGAAAAACUCAAGGUAACGCAUCAGGUGAUGAUGAUGAAGCAGCCGUUGAGUUAUUAACUUUGAAGAAGGAUGGAGACGAGGGCACUCAAAUCAAGAAGAAAGGAAUGAUCCUUCCAUUUGAACCACAUUCAAUUACCUUCGAUGAUGUCAAAUACUCAGUCGAUAUGCCACAGGAAAUGAAAGAUCAAGGGGUGGGUGAAGACAGACUACUGCUACUCAAGGGUGUCAGUGGAGCUUUCAGGCCUGGUGUUCUCACAGCUCUAAUGGGAGUCAGUGGGGCCGGAAAAACCACUCUUAUGGAUGUGCUUGCUGGCCGGAAAACUGGUGGCUACAUCGAUGGUGAUGUCAAGAUUUCCGGAUAUCCAAAAAAACAAGAAACAUUUGCGCGUAUUUCUGGAUAUUGUGAACAAAACGACAUCCAUUCACCUCAUGUUACUGUUUACGAGUCUUUGCUAUACUCAGCCUGGCUCAGGUUAGCCACAGAUGUUGAUGAACACAAGAGAAAGCAAUUUGUAGAUGAAGUGAUGGACCUUGUGGAAUUGAAUCCAUUGAAGGAUGCGUUAGUUGGAUUGCCAGGUGUCAAUGGUUUGUCAACUGAACAAAGAAAGCGGUUAACAAUAGCGGUUGAGUUAGUGGCUAACCCGUCUAUAAUAUUCAUGGAUGAGCCGACUUCUGGUCUUGAUGCGAGAGCUGCUGCCAUUGUUAUGAGAGCUGUGAGGAACACAGUCGACACAGGAAGAACAGUUGUUUGCACCAUUCAUCAACCAAGUAUCGACAUUUUUGAAGCUUUUGAUGAGUUGUUCUUGAUGAAAAGAGGAGGACAAGAGCUGUAUGUGGGCCCCGUGGGUCGCCAUUCUUGUGAUAUAAUCGAGUACUUUGAGGCUAUUGAUGGCGUAAGUAAGAUAAAAGACGGAUAUAACCCUGCUACCUGGAUGUUGGAAGUCAGUACUUCCGCUCAAGAACUUACACUCGGAGUUGAUUUCACUGAAAUCUACAGGAAUUCCGAUCUUUACAAGAGAAACAAAGCCCUAAUUGCCGAAUUAGGUGUUCCACGUUCAGGGACACAAGAUCUAUACUACCCAACUCAAUAUUCGCAAUCUUUCAUCAUCCAAUGUGUUGCUUGUUUAUGGAAACAACGUUUGUCUUACUGGAGAAACCCUCCUUACACAGCCGUACGUUUUGUCUUCACCACCUUCAUCGGGAUCAUGUUCGGAACCAUGUUCUGGGAUCUCGGUGGUAAAAUGGAUACUCAACAAGAUCUAGUGAACGCGAUGGGUUCUAUGUAUGCUGCAGUUCUCUUCUUGGGAGUCCAAAACGCAUCAUCGGUGCAACCCGUUGUGGAUGUUGAACGGACCGUCUUUUAUAGAGAAAGAGCUGCAGGGAUGUAUUCCGCUUUGCCUUAUGCAUUUGCACAGGUUCUUGUGGAAAUUCCGUAUGUUUUCUCGCAAACAAUGGUAUACAGUGUCAUAGUGUAUGCUAUGAUUGGGUUCGAAUGGACAGCUGCCAAAUUCUUUUGGUAUGCGUUCUUCCAAUUCUCUUGUUUACUCUACAUGACCUUCUAUGGUAUGAUGACUGUCGCCAUCACUCCUAACGCCAACAUCGCCGCCAUCAUUGCCGCCUCGUUUUACGGGAUAUUCAAUCUCUUUUCUGGAUUCAUCAUUCCACGACCCAGCAUUCCUGUGUGGUGGAGAUGGUAUUACUGGGGAAAUCCAUUGGCAUGGACUAUUUAUGGCAUGGUUGCUUCGCAAUUUGGGGACUAUGAAACUAGACUUUCGAAUGGUGAAACUGUUAAAGCUUACUUGGAUAGGUUCUUUGGUUUCAAACAUGAUUUCCUUGGUGUUAUUGCUGGGGUGCACAUUGGAUUAAUUUUGUUCUUUGCGUUCAUCUUUGCGUAUUGCAUUCGAGCCUUCAAUUUCCAGAAGAGAUAGUCUUGUUUUUGUUUGUGGUGGAUGCAACACGUGUCAAAUUAUGUAACUACUUGUAUUAAACUUGUGAUUUGUUUUUGUUAUGAAAGGAAGUAUUCUUGUUUCCCAUAUGUUGUUUUAGUGAAUGGUCUUUCUUGACGUCCUGCUACAACUAGACGGUUUAUCUAGCUGGAGAUUGAUCGAGCCAAUUGGUCUUUAUUUAGGCUAAUUGAUUUUGGGUGGCGGGUGCUAUAUGCUAUAUCUACAACUAAAUGAGUAAACGGGCUCUUGUUCAAGGUGUUGUGCUAUAAAUAGCGAUUAUCACUAUCAAAAUUCAAAACGGU
Messenger RNA from Lactuca saligna, 5034 nucleotides. The record is from the annotation of a GenBank genome assembly. NCBI's taxonomy places the organism in Eukaryota, Viridiplantae, Streptophyta, Magnoliopsida, Asterales, Asteraceae.